This is a messenger RNA of Helicoverpa zea (corn earworm), 1453 nucleotides long. RefSeq names its product 26S proteasome non-ATPase regulatory subunit 4 (gene Rpn10). Gene Ontology annotation, biological process: proteasome-mediated ubiquitin-dependent protein catabolic process. The transcript has a single exon. The coding region runs from base 101 to 1201 and encodes 366 amino acids. Gene Ontology annotation, molecular function: polyubiquitin modification-dependent protein binding. The record is from RefSeq and is a predicted model, not a curated record. NCBI's taxonomy places the organism in Eukaryota, Metazoa, Arthropoda, Insecta, Lepidoptera, Noctuidae. Gene Ontology annotation, cellular component: proteasome regulatory particle, base subcomplex; cytosol; nucleus.
UUCAAAAUUUGCUAGUCUAUGAUUAUACAGCAGAUUUCAUUCUUUGUGAGGUGUCCGCAAUUUGUUUAUUUCCUAAAAAGUCGCUGAAUAAUCAAGCAAAAUGGUCUUGGAAAGUACUAUGAUUUGUGUGGACAACAGUGAUUAUAUGAGAAAUGGAGAUUUCUUACCCACUCGGCUGCAGGCUCAGCAAGAUGCCGUAAACUUGGUAUGUCAUUCUAAAACACGGUCAAAUCCUGAAAAUAAUGUGGGUUUAUUGACGCUAGCGAAUGUGGAGGUGCUGGCUACACUAACUAGCGAUGUCGGGCGUAUAAUGUCCAAGUUACACCGCGUUCAGCCCAACGGUAACAUCAACCUACUAACUGGCAUCAGGAUUGCUCACUUAGCGCUGAAACAUCGCCAGGGAAAGAACCAUAAGAUGCGCAUCGUAGUGUUCGUCGGCUCUCCGGUAGAGCUCGAUGAGAAAGAAUUAGUGAAACUAGCUAAGAGGCUGAAGAAAGAGAAGGUAAACUGCGACGUGGUCUCAUUUGGUGAGGAUGCCGACAAUAACCCUCUUCUGACCACAUUUGUUAACACUUUGAACGGUAAAGACAGCAACACUGGGGGCAGCCACCUAGUGUCUGUCCCCGCUGGUGGGUGUGUGGUACUUUCUGAAGCUUUGAUUUCUAGCCCAUUGAUUGGUGGCGAUGGAGCAGGACCAUCUGGCUCAGGCUUGUCACCAUUUGAAUUUGGUGUUGAUCCAAAUGAAGAUCCUGAACUUGCACUUGCCUUGCGUGUCUCUAUGGAAGAGCAAAGACAACGCCAGGAGGAGGAGUCACGCCGCCAACAAACUACAACUGAAGGAGAUGCAAGCAAGCCUGGGGAACCAGAAAACACUGGCAUGGAGAGGGCUUUAGCCAUGUCACUUGGUCAUGAAGCUAUGGAGUUAUCCGAGGAAGAGCAGAUUGCUCUUGCCAUGCAAAUGAGCAUGCAACAAGAGGCUCCAGCAGCUGAAGAGAGCAUGGAUGUCUCAGAAGAGUAUGCUGAAGUCAUGAAUGAUCCAGCAUUCCUCCAAAGUGUACUGGAAAAUCUCCCAGGAGUUGAUCCUCAGAGUGAAGCCAUUCGCAAUGCUAUGUCGACCAUCAAAAAAGACAAGGAUGAGAAAGAUGACAAGGAUCAAAAAGAUAAGGAUAGCAAAGGAUCAGGUGGUUCUAGCUCCAAGUAAAGACGGCAUGAUUUUUCAAUUUUUUUAAUUGACAUUAUGCUCGUAAACUUUAACAUUAGACUCCACACUGCAGUGUUACUACCACUUUAAAUUUAUAAAAUACAGAUUGUUUAUAAUAUAAAAAAAAAGUGUUUAUUUCCAUGAUAUCCAGUUCAAACCUUCAAUUUUAUCGUACUCUGAAAAUUAAUAUCCAAUUAGAAUAAAUAUUUGUAAUGAAAGUUUAAGGUAAUUAAAUGUUUUGGCUUUCUAAAA